Messenger RNA from Coniosporium apollinis CBS 100218, 1038 nucleotides. RefSeq lists its product as uncharacterized. Bases 1 to 1038 code for a protein of 345 amino acids. Lineage: Eukaryota; Fungi; Ascomycota; Dothideomycetes. The transcript is spliced from 4 exons. Gene Ontology annotation, cellular component: P-body. Gene Ontology annotation, molecular function: hydrolase activity. The record is from RefSeq and is a predicted model, not a curated record.
AUGGAUGGCUAUAUAAACAGACCUCUCAGCCAAACUUUGCCGGAGAGCGGGGAUCCGACCACCGGAUUCGCGCUUUUACCUCCGCAGGUCGUCAACGAUGACGGGCCCCCGUCGAACCAGAGCUCGCCCUACGUCCACAGCUUCGUGUCCGCACUGCAAAGAGCCGGCCACACCGUUUCAGUAGUCUUGCCACACACCCAGCGGUCCUGGAUUGGUAAAGCCCACAUCGUUGGUCAGGCCAUCAAGCCGACAUACUUUCGGCCCGGUACACUGCACGAAGACGACGGCGUAGCAACAACCCACCCCCUCCCCGCCGACUCCUCCGAGGAAGAAUGGAUCCUCAUCGACAGCACGCCUGCCAGCUGCGUCCAGAUCGGGCUAUACCACUACUUCAAGUCGCGCGGUCCGAUUGAUCUCGUGAUCUCCGGUCCCAACUACGGCCGCAAUACCACCGCCGUCUUCGCGCUCAGCUCCGGGACGCUGGGCGGGGCGAUGGAGGCCGCAAUCUGCGGCGUCAAGGCUAUCGCGCUGAGCUAUGCGUUCUUCGACCGGAACCAUGAUCCAGAGAUUAUUGGGGCCGCAAGCGAGGUCAGCGUGCAGCUGGUGGAGAAGCUGAUGAGAGAUUGGAAAGAAGAAAGCGGGGUACAGCUGUAUAGUAUCAACGUACCGCUGAAGCCGGAUGUGCGGGAGAGCAAGAUCGUGUGGACGAGAAUGCUGCAAAAUCAAUGGACCAGUGGAAGUUGCUUCCAAGAGAUUGAAGUGCCGGACGAUGAAGAUCAGGGACCGGAAGAGAGGGAGAUGGAGAUUCGAGAGGGUGGAGAGAAUAACGGGAACAAUACUCCGAAAGAGGACGGUCAUAUACGGUUUAUGCAUAAGCACUUCAAGUGGGCGCCAAGAUUCAAGGAUGUGUACGAUAGCGUGGAGAAGAACGGACCGGGUAGCGACGGAUGGGCAGUGCAGCGAGGCAUGAUCAGUGUCACUCCUCUUCGCGCCAACUUCAUGCACGUGGACGCCAUGGAAGGCGAACUGAAGCUGUGA